CAGCCUCCCGAGCGGCGAGGAGGCCGGAGGCGGGGUAGGGGAGUUGCUGCAGCCUGUCCGCCUGCCUGCCUGCCAGCCCCGCGGAGCCCGGAGCCCGCCUCCGCCAGCAUGGGCAUCAAAUUUCUGGAACUCAUUAAGCCCUUCUGUGCUGUUUUACCCGAAAUCCAGAAGCCUGAAAGGAAAAUUCAGUUCAGAGAGAAAGUUUUAUGGACAGCUAUCACCCUCUUCAUUUUUUUAGUAUGCUGCCAGAUACCAUUAUUCGGAAUCAUGUCCUCGGACUCCGCCGAUCCCUUCUACUGGAUGAGAGUCAUCCUCGCAUCAAACAGGGGCACUUUAAUGGAGUUGGGCAUCUCUCCCAUCGUGACCUCCGGACUCAUUAUGCAGCUCCUGGCUGGAGCCAAAAUCAUUGAAGUGGGGGACACGCCAAAAGACCGAGCUCUGUUCAACGGCGCUCAGAAGUUGUUUGGAAUGAUUAUCACGAUUGGCCAGGCCAUUGUGUACGUCAUGACGGGGAUGUACGGGGAUGCCUCUGAGAUGGGGGCCGGGAUCUGCCUUCUGAUUAUCAUCCAGUUGUUUGUUGCUGGCUUGAUAGUCCUGCUGCUUGAUGAGCUUCUGCAGAAGGGCUACGGCCUGGGAUCCGGCAUUUCCCUCUUCAUUGCCACCAACAUCUGUGAGACCAUAGUUUGGAAGGCCUUUAGCCCCACCACCAUAAACACGGGCAGAGGUACGGAAUUCGAGGGCGCCGUCAUUGCCUUGUUCCACCUCUUGGCCACGCGCACCGACAAAGUCCGCGCUCUGCGGGAAGCCUUUUACCGCCAGAACUUGCCAAAUCUCAUGAACCUCAUCGCGACCGUCUUUGUGUUUGCCGUAGUCAUAUACUUUCAGGGAUUCCGAGUUGAUCUCCCGAUCAAGUCUGCACGUUACCGGGGUCAAUACAGCAGCUACCCCAUCAAGCUCUUUUAUACCUCCAACAUCCCCAUCAUCCUCCAGUCCGCCUUAGUGUCCAACCUCUACGUCAUUUCCCAGAUGCUGUCUGUGCGCUUCAGUGGCAACUUCCUGGUCAACUUACUCGGCCAGUGGGCGGACGUUAGCGGAGGCGGCCCAGCACGCUCCUAUCCGGUGGGGGGUCUCUGCUAUUACCUCUCCCCCCCGGAAUCCAUGGGGGCCAUCUUUGAGGAUCCGGUCCACGUGGUCGUGUACAUUAUAUUUAUGCUGGGCUCUUGUGCCUUUUUCUCCAAGACAUGGAUCGAAGUGUCUGGAUCUUCUGCCAAAGACGUCGCCAAGCAGCUGAAAGAGCAGCAGAUGGUAAUGAGAGGGCACCGAGACACAUCCAUGGUUCACGAAUUAAACCGGUACAUCCCGACAGCAGCUGCCUUCGGAGGCUUGUGUAUCGGGGCGCUCUCGGUCCUGGCUGAUUUCCUGGGAGCCAUCGGCUCCGGCACUGGGAUUCUGCUGGCAGUCACAAUCAUUUAUCAAUAUUUUGAGAUCUUUGUCAAAGAACAGGCCGAAGUUGGAGGCAUGGGGGCUUUGUUUUUCUAAACAGGCCAGCAUUCUCCUGGCUUGUGACAAAAGGAGGGAAACGUCCUUUGACCUCAUCUGAAUUCAAUAAUGCCAUUUUAAUUUAUUUUUUUUUGUUCUCCCUUCUUUUCAAAAUGAGUCGCCCCAUUUGUUCAUCAAUGGGCUUGCGCACAGCUUCAGAGCUGGCUGCCUUAAAAGAAUCAACGUUUACAUUGUCUUGGUUUAAAAAUAUAUACUAAUAAUAAUCCAAACAUUUCUCUCUCUCUCUCUCUCUCUCCCUCCCUCCCUCCCUUUUUCUCUCUCGUGGCCUGUAAUGUUGGAAAACAACCCUUGAGGGAAGAUUGGUGGGUGGCCAUUGCAUUGCACAUGUGCACACUCGGUGGGCGUGCAAACCAAUCUACACCUGUCUUGUUGCCCAUUGCAAAGAGUUCCGGCUUGCUCCGAACGGCUUUGAGCUUGUUUCAAAAAAAAAAAAAAAGAUUCCUUUUCCUUCCUUGAAAUCUAUAUUUUAUCACAAAUUGCUUUUAUACACACACACACACACACACACACUCAAAGGAAAAAUACAACCCACCCACCCCUCCCUUGCAAUUGAAGCCCCUCUUUGGAGCAGACAUCUCAACCCACCCAACCUGAUUCUGAAAUUGACUCCGAGGGUGGGAGAUUGUGUCGACGUUGUGAGCCUGGGCCUUUCUGACUGGGGGCCAAGGAGGGAAGAGAGACCCUAAGUUGCUUGAAAUGUCACCCUGGUGUCUCUUUGUUCCAAAGUCAAUUAAAACAAAAACCAACCCACAGCUGAGAAAAGUUGUUGGUCUUUGAGGGGCUUGUGUUGACCGGACACCGAGCCUUUGUCGUGCUUCUUAGCAGCAUCGUAGCCGGUGUAAAAACAUCAGACAUUAAAAGUUAUUUAAUUAAAAGCUCAUCCUUGCUGUUUUUUCUGCUUCUUCAUAAGACGGCUUCUCUGUAAC
Molecule: messenger RNA, 2486 nt
Organism: Pseudonaja textilis
Lineage: Eukaryota; Metazoa; Chordata; Lepidosauria; Squamata; Elapidae
Gene: SEC61A2
Product: SEC61 translocon subunit alpha 2
Biological process (GO): protein transport
Cellular component (GO): membrane
Source: RefSeq, a predicted model, not a curated record